CGUAAAAUAGUUCAACGAAAGCUGCAUGACAGAAAUUCUUUGGAAAUAGAUUUCGGCCGUUAGUUAAGUUUCAUGACUCAACUAGUCUGUCAAGUGGCCAAGAGUGAAAGAGUCACUUCGUGACCAAUUGAUAUUUUAUCAUGCACUAUCAUCAGUAUCACGAAAUCUUAACUGCGGGUAAAUUAAAGACGAACAGCUGCAUGCGUGACAUGUUGAAUUACUUAAACACAAUUCAUGUAUUUGGUCACCAGCACCUUGACACUGAAACAAAUUCAGUCUGUAAAAUCCUUCUGUAUUCAAAGUUUACAGUGGCAAGAAAGAAAGGCGAAGAACUGAGAUCUUGCAGAAACCAGUCAUGCUGACAGAGAUACUUGAAUUUUGUCUAUGUGUUUUUCUUCUUCUUUUUAUUUAUGCUGAGCUGAAGCAGGGUAAAGAUUCCUUGGAUAUUCCAGGGCCUACAGCGUUGCCUUUCAUUGGCAAUCUUCUUCAAAUUCACGGAAAACCUUUGCACAGCUGUUUUCAUAAUCUUGCUCGUACAUAUGGCAAUAUUUUCAGGAUUUUCAUAGGAAGACAGCGAGUUGUCGUCCUAAGUGGUCGAGCCAUAAAAGUUGCUUUAGUGAGACAGCCGACGGCUUUUGCCGGAAGGCCUUCGUUUUCUGAAAUGGGAGUCAAAUUUUCGCAUCCACCAUCACUCGUAAUGGCAGACUAUGGAAGAAAAUGGCGUCUUUUCCGAAGAAUGGGCCACUCGGCUCUCAAAGUAUACGGAGAAAAUACCCUUCAGUAUAUUAUUUGCACAGAGAUUAAAGACCUUUGCAGAAGACUAGAAAACUUUAAUGGGAAGGCUGUGCACAUAAAUAAAGAAAUUGGGAUGUCGCUUACUAAUGUUAUUUGUACACAGAUUCUUGGUUCUAGAUAUGAAGUGGAUGAUCCAGAAUUUUUGAGAGUUUAUAGCCUAAAUGAAACGAUAACGAAUACUAAUGUAGUUCGUUCUGUCACGGAUGUCUUUCCUUUACUUUGUCACUUCAUGAAAGUCAAGGUCAAUAAUUUGGACGAUGAAAUAAGGUCUUCAGAAUGUGAAAGAUUUGAGCUGUUAAAACUAAAAUACCAACAACAUCAAGAAACCUUUGAUGAAAAUGUCACCAGAGACUACACAGAUGCGUUGAUUCGAGCCAAAAUCGCCGCAGAAAAAGAAGACAAUUUGAAUAAAAAAUUCCUGACAGAUGACAAUAUUAUCAGCAGUUUGACGUCGAUAUUCACCGCGGGUUCUGAGACCACAGCCACUACUUUAUGCUGGGCGAUAAUCUUUCUUCUCCAUUUCCCAGAAAUCCAAAAUCUUCUCCAGGAAGAGAUCGAUGAUAUCAUUGGAGGAGAUGAUACGCCAAAGCUGUCCAAUAAAAAAGAGUUGCCAUUGUUGGAAGCCUUUACGUCCGAGGUCCUCAGAAUGACUUACGUAACACCCCUGGCUAUACCACAUAAGACAACCCAAGGGACGUUAUUUGAAGGGUACCAUAUUUCUAAGGAUACCAUGGUCAUAGUCAAUUUAUGGUCCUUGCACCACGAUGCAUCAAUCUGGAAGGACCCUUUCAAGUUUGAUCCAAAGAGGUUCCUCGAUGAAGAAGGAAAGUACGCUCCCCCACCAGGUGGGGAUUUGCUUCCGUUCAGCGCAGGUCCCCGUGGGUGCAUGGGUGAAGUGCUGGCUCGAACAGAACUCUUUCUAUUUCUGUCGCAUCUUUUGCAGCGGUUCAAGUUUGAGACAAUCUCGGGCUGUGAGCCUCCGUCUCUUGAUGGCCUGGGUAGUGGGACAAUUAUCCACUCUCCUGAUUGUAGAAUUAUUGUUAAAUUACGAUAAUCCUUCGAGACCGAUUGAGAAGUGACCGCCAAAUCAGGUGGUAGGCUGCUUAAUAGAAAUAUGUUAGUGCAAAAACCCUCUUUAGGACAUUAAAAACUGGUCGCUAAAUAGAGGUUGGUCGCUUAAUAGAGGUAUAAAUUAGUGUGAAAAACCCCUAUUAGCUAUAUGGGAGAUUGACAACUGGUCGCUAAAUAGAGGUUGGUCGCUUAAUAGAGGCAUAAAUUAGUGUGAAAACCCCCUAUGGGAGAUUGACAACUGGUCGCUAAAAAGAGGCUGGACGCUUGAUAGAGGUUCUACUGUAUCUAUCUGUUUCUUAGACUAUGGACUCCAAAAAUUCAAAAACAAGAACAACGUUCCUAUCCUUC
Molecule: messenger RNA, 2214 nt
Organism: Actinia tenebrosa (Australian red waratah sea anemone)
Lineage: Eukaryota; Metazoa; Cnidaria; Anthozoa; Actiniaria; Actiniidae
Product: steroid 17-alpha-hydroxylase/17,20 lyase
Biological process (GO): hormone biosynthetic process; progesterone metabolic process
Molecular function (GO): steroid 17-alpha-monooxygenase activity; iron ion binding; heme binding
Source: RefSeq, a predicted model, not a curated record